AUGGAGACCCUCGUUGAGAAUGGCGAUGGCCAACUCACCAUCCACAAUCUCUCGCCCCCUACCAAACGAAAACCCACGAGUACGGGGCCCUUGACUGCCCAAGACAAGGAAAACCAGAAACGGGUGGCCGACGCACGUCGAAAAUACGGUCGAGGGCGCCCUGUCCGCGUGAACGAGGUCAAGGACAAGAAACUACGUGCGAACCUGAAGAGGAUCGAGAACAAAUAUCGCACCGCGGUCAUGAGCGCCAAGGAUGCAGAGAUCCUGUACGAGAACGAGGAAGGGUUUCUGCAACCGGAGACGGAACUUGAGAAAACAUACAAGGUCCGACAAGCUGACAUACUGGACGCCGUCGGUAUCCAGCAGGCGAACAAGUCGAUUGAAUUCAAGCUCGACUUGGGCCCGUACGUCUCCGACUACACGAGGAACGGGCGCAGUUUGCUGCUCGCCGGAAGAAAAGGCCAUAUUGCCACUUGCGAAUGGCGCGCCGGCAAGCCAGGAUGUGAGCUGCACUUGAACGAGACAGUAAGAGAUGCGAAAUGGUUGCACAACGAUCAAUAUUUUGCCGUGGCGCAGAAAAAACACACGUACAUCUACGAUCAUGCCGGAGUCGAGAUCCAUUGUCUCAGAAAAUAUGUCGAGGCCACACAUCUCGAAUUCUUGCCCUACCACUUCCUCCUUGCUGGCAUCGAGAACAGCGGAUUUCUUCGAUACACGGAUACUUCAACCGGUCAGGUAGUGGCUGAGCACCCAACCCGAAAAGGAGCGCCGACGGCUCUCGCUCAAAAUCCAUACAAUGCCAUUCUUCACGUUGGUCACCAGAACGGCACCGUCUCGCUAUGGUCGCCCAACUCCACGACGCCCCUGGUCAAGAUCCAAUCCAAUGCCGGUCCUGUGCGGUCCAUAGGAAUCGACCGCUCAGGCAAUUACAUGCUGUGUGGUGGACAAGAUCUGCGUCUGAAACUCUGGGACAUCCGUGCCUGGAAAGAGAUUCACUCGUACACGACGCGGCAGCCGGCUUCUUCGAUCGAUAUAUCCGACCGUGGCCUUGCAGCCGUGGCGAGCGGUACGGCCGUGACGAUCUGGAGAGACCUUCUCACCACCUCCCCGUCCUCCGGACCUCCCAAAGUCCAAUCGCCCUAUCUCAACUGGGGCAACGACGGCCGCCGCGUCGAACGCGUGCAGUUCUGUCCGUUCGACGACAUCCUUGGCAUCUCGCACGCGGACGGGUUCAGCAGCAUCAUCGUGCCCGGCGCCGGCGAACCCAACUACGAUGCCCUCGAGGUCAACCCGUACGAGACGCGCAAGCAGCGACAAGAGGCCGAGGUCAAGUCCCUCCUCACGAAACUCCAGCCGGAAACCAUCGCCCUGGACCCCAACUUCAUCGGCACGCUGGACAGGCGCAGCGCGGAGCAGCGCCGGCGUGAAAAAGACCUCGACGCGCCCGCCGAGGAUCCUCUCGCGAAACUCAAGGCUCGCGAGAAGAAUCGGGGCCGAGGCAAGAACAGUGCGCUCCGAAGACACUUGCGCAAGAAGGGUGGGAAGAAUAUCAUCGACGAGAAGAGGAUGAGACUCGAGGAGAUGAAGAAGGAGAGGACGGAGAGGGAGAGGGAGAAGUUGAAGCAGGAUAAACUCGAGCUGGGCCCGGCGUUGUCGAGGUUCGCGAGGAGAGGUGCAUAG
Messenger RNA from Fonsecaea erecta, 1680 nucleotides. RefSeq lists its product as hypothetical. Gene Ontology annotation, biological process: maturation of SSU-rRNA from tricistronic rRNA transcript (SSU-rRNA, 5.8S rRNA, LSU-rRNA). Gene Ontology annotation, molecular function: protein binding. Bases 1 to 1680 code for a protein of 559 amino acids. The record is from RefSeq and is a predicted model, not a curated record. The transcript has a single exon. Gene Ontology annotation, cellular component: 90S preribosome; small-subunit processome; nucleolus. NCBI's taxonomy places the organism in Eukaryota, Fungi, Ascomycota, Eurotiomycetes, Chaetothyriales, Herpotrichiellaceae.